AUGGUGGCUCCCGACAUCGAUCCUGGCAUCAAUUCCAGUGUCAACCCUGAUGUUGAUCCCGGUGUCAAUCCCGGUGUCAAUCCCAAUAUCAAUCCUGGUGUCAAUCCCAGUGUAAAUCCCGGUGUCAAUCCCAGUGUCAAUCCUGGUGUCAAUCCCAAUAUCAAUCCUGAUAUCAAUCCCUGUGUCAAUCCUGGUGUCAAUCUUGAUAUCAAUCCCCGUGUCAAUUGUGGUGUCAAUCCCAGUGUCAAUCCUGCUGUCAAUCCCAAUAUCAAUCCCAAUAUCAAUCCCGGUGUCAAUCCUGGUGUCAAUCUUGGUGUCAAUCCCAAUAUAAAUCCCAAUAUCAAUCCUGGUGUCAAUCCCGAUAUCAAUCCCG
Messenger RNA from Mesitornis unicolor (brown roatelo), 373 nucleotides. Its product is annotated as circumsporozoite protein-like. NCBI's taxonomy places the organism in Eukaryota, Metazoa, Chordata, Aves, Mesitornithiformes, Mesitornithidae. The annotation marks the transcript as partial. The record is from RefSeq and is a predicted model, not a curated record. The transcript has a single exon.